GAUCAGUGGUCAAGAAGUAAUCCCUAAUAUUACUUUUAUUACAUGCUAUUACUUCCUGUUAGUGGUGAGCGUGGGAGAAGGUUAGGUUAGCAUAAUAGUCCAGUGCGAAAUUAAUCCCGAAGCUGUCAAAUUGACAGCUGUUUGCUAAAAUGUGUUUUUGGUGAUGUAUCAAAAUUAAAAACACGUCACUCUCACCCUAGGAUCAUGGAUGAUUAUAAUGAUACCUGGCUUGGAUGGGAUUCUCCAUCUCCAGAUACCUGCAUUCCUAUCCCAAGGCACAAUGCAACCAUUAUUACAGACGUGUACUCCGGAAUCCCAGAAAAUUUAUUGUUGAAUACUAUUGGUUUCAUGAUAUUAGUACUGAUAUUUGGAUUACUACGGAAAAGAGCAUGGAACUAUGGGAGACUGGCUUUAUUACAAAAGUCCGAUAAUAGAUGGACAGAGUUAUUUUAUGGGGAUAAUGAUGGUAGAGAAAUCGAUGUUGUGAGUGUCGAGGCUUCAGUCAAUUCUCAACUAUCUCACGUUGACAGGGGAUUCCUAUCAUGGAUCGUCACUGCAUUUAGAAUAACAGAUGAGGAGUUACUGAGACGCGCAGGCCCAGAUGGCUUGCUUUACGUUUCAUUUGAGCGUUAUUUAAUAAUGUUGACAGCAUUGAUGACAGCUGCUGCUCUUUGCAUUGCUUUACCUAUUAAUUUUCAUGGGAAUUUUUUGAGCAAUGGGACGAGGUUUGGUCACACGACUUUGUCGAAUAUUGAUCCUAAUUCUGACUGGGUCUGGGUCCAUAGUCUCCUAAUUUUGUCUUAUCUUCCAAUCGGAUGCAUUAUAAUGAGACGUUUCACGAAACAGGUUCGAGAUGCUAGACCAGCUGGAGAACUUGCUGCCAGAACAUUACUCAUUACAGAUAUACCAAAACACCAAUGUAACGUGGAAGCUCUUACUCAAUAUUUCAGAGAAGCAUUUCCGACACUCACAGUUGAGGAUGUAACUCUGGCACACGAUAUCAAGCGGCUGACGGAAUUAGACCUUCAAAGAGAUUGUGCAGAGCAAGCAAGGUUGUACUGUGAAAAUUAUGCGAAGCAGCGGCCACCUUUAAAAAUGUAUCCAUAUCCUUGCGGAGAAGUUCUUGGAUGCUGUUGCCACACGGUGGAUGCUCAAGACUUUUAUGCAUUGGAAGAAUUCAAGCUGACUGCAUUGGUAGAUGAGGAAAGAAAAGCAGCUUUAGCUAGGCCACUAGGAAUGGCAUUUGUUACAUUAGGUACACCAGGUGCAGCUAGAAGUAUGAAAAGACAAUUGAGAGUAUCUCCCACUAUAAAAUGGUCAGUUAAUUAUGCUCCAGCACCAUCAGACAUAUUUUGGGAAAAUUUAAGCAUAGCUAGACCUUGCUGGUACCUCAAUGCCAUUUUAAUCAAUUUGAUACUUGGUGCAAUCUUGUUCUUCCUUACCACACCCGCAGUCAUAGUAUCAGCUUUGAAUAAAAUACCAAUUACAGGAGAAAUAAGUAAUCUGAGUCCCAUAGUUUCCUCCUUCUUGCCAACAGUGAUGUUAGUAAGCGUAGCUGCUGUGAUGCCAGCAUUGGUAGGCAAAAGUGAAGCGUUGGUAAAACAUUGGACUAGAAGUGGUUUAAAUCGAGCAGUUAUGCGAAAAACUUUACUCCUGCUACUACUGAUGGUCCUCAUACUGCCAAGUCUGGGAUUGACCAGUGCACAAGCACUUUUAAGUUGGACAGUUAAUGCUGGUAAUGGCACAUCAAAUAGGUGGGAGUGUGUAUUUUUACCAGAUCAGGGUGCUCUAUUCGUGAACUACGUAGUGACUGCUGCGCUUGUGGGGUGUGGGUUGGAAUUGGUGAGGUUUCCUGAACUAGCUCUGUACACAUUCAGAUUAUGCAUAGCCAGAAGUCGAGCUGAACGUGUUGCAGUCAGGAGAGCAGUAUUAUGGGAAUUUCCACUUGGAGCCCACUAUGCAUGGCUAUUACUUGUCUUUACCAUGACUACGGUCUACAGUGUAGCCUGUCCGUUGAUAACACCGUUUGGAUUGUUGUACUUAUGUGUCAAACACCUGGUUGACAGACAUAAUCUGUCCUUUGCUUACGGACCUAGUGUAGGUGGUGGCAGACUUGCUGGAGCAGCUGCCUCAGCAGCAGGUGCUGCUCCUAUUUUAGCUCAAACAACUCUUCUAGCACUAGGUUUAGUGCGUAGAGGUUCUUCUCCACUUGCUGCAGUGCAGCUUAUUGGACUAGUCAUCAGUAUUUUGGGCCUUGUUACUGGCGCAUCAUUACCCACGUCAAAAUCAAAAAUGCAAACCCCAAGAGGGGAUCUGGGUACAGCACAAAGUUUUAUACCACCGGUAUUGAGAGUAAAACCUAUAUCGAAUAGUCCUGUGGAAACUGGUGUCCAAAAUUCGACUGCUACUCUAUCAUCAGAAAUCGUUGACGAUCUUUCCAAUGUUCCCGUUGACCCCAACAUGGUGGUAAUGCAAGAAAGUCCAAGGCUGUAUCAAGAUUAUGGACGGGAACCAAGGGUUUAAUUUAUUCCAAUUGAUAAUUGUUUCUGUUCUGAUUUUUAAAACACUGUGGUUAUGUUUAGAUGAUUGUUUUGGGAUUCUAUACAUACUAAAUAAUUUUGAAAAAUUAUAUUUUCUUAGAGCUAAACAAGUAUUGAUAUUAAACAGAAAGUGGAUUCUGAUGUGAAGAAAGAUUUGCAUUGUAAUAAGCGUUAUCAAAAAUUAUCGCUAACUUCGACUCAUCUGUGCUUGAGAAAUAUAAAGAACGUAUAAACAAUAGUUAAAAUAUUCUACACAGAUUUUAUAAUCAAGUUUAUCAGAGGUCUAUUAAAACAUCGCUUAACAAUUCUAAGGAUGUAAAUUUUUAUACAUCGAUGAUUCUACAUGCUUCUUUGAGUUUCGCAUCCAAUUUUUGAUAGAAGAGUAAAUAUAUGUAGUGUAAAUAAAAGGAUUGCUUUUAUAGAACUAUUUUAUGGUAGCUAAUAAAUACCAAGAACUAUUAAUAUUUAGAUUAUUAUAUUCGAAAUGUUUGAACCACAUAAAACUUGUGAGAUUAAUAUUAAAUUCUAUACAUAGUAAUAUAUAUUUACAUCAGGGUGGUCCUUAUUUAGUAGAGAAUGUAAAUUCGAAAAUUUUUUUGUCGAAGGAACGAAUCCUUCAACCUUUAAGUCCUUAUUUAGGGCUUGGACGAACUUUUUAUCAUUCGCCUCCCGGAUCGGCUCCAAAUAGUUCAAACUAAUUCCCUAAUUUUUUCAGAUUAUCAUCUCAACUCUAGUCCUAAACCCCUACUUGUAAGAGGGUGGAUUUUCCCAUUUAAAAUACAUGUUUAGGUCACAUUCUAAGUAUAUAUUUAUUGUCAGAGUAAUAAUUUUUUUUAAAUCUGUGUUUGCGAGAUUUUAGUGGGCGUUGGUGCUAUUAUCUGAUAAAAAUUCCAUAUCAUUAUACCAGGCAAUCUAGACGAAUUGCACACCCACUAAAUGAAAAAAAAGUUAGACUUAGGGGUUGUACAAUUCGUCUAGAUUGCCUGGUAUGAUGAUGUAAAUUUUUUAGCAGAUGGUAGCACCAACGCGCCCAGUCAAAUCUCAUAAUUACAGAUUUUCUUGAUAAUUAUUAAUCUUACGAUAAAAUACAUACUGAGAAUAUAGCCGAAAUACGUGAAUUUUUUAUCGGGAAAUCCACCCUCUUACAUGCAGCGGUUUAGGGCUAGAGUUGAGAAAUAGAUCUGAAAAAACUAGGGAAAUGUUUCUGAACUAUUUCGAGUCGAUUUGGGGGGCAAAUGAUAAAAAUUUUGAUUGAUCUCUAAAGAAGGACCACUCCAAUCUGCAUUCUAUACAUACAGUUAGCUGUACGAACUUGUAAAAAUAUUCAUGUAACUUCGUUAAGAUAUAUAGAAAUUGUGUAACGUAUAUAAAAUUAUAGUUGAAUUGUAAUAUAUGUAUAAGCCACUUAACUACGAAUUAAUUUUUUUUUAUUUAUGUUUAUGCAUUAAUAGGAGAUCUGCA
Neodiprion fabricii is the source of this 4001-nucleotide messenger RNA. It is a transcript of the gene Tmem63, whose product is annotated as calcium permeable stress-gated cation channel 1. The transcript is spliced from 12 exons. The record is from RefSeq and is a predicted model, not a curated record. Lineage: Eukaryota; Metazoa; Arthropoda; Insecta; Hymenoptera; Diprionidae. The coding region runs from base 205 to 2523 and encodes 772 amino acids. Gene Ontology annotation, cellular component: plasma membrane. Gene Ontology annotation, molecular function: calcium-activated cation channel activity.